This is a messenger RNA of Corylus avellana, 1858 nucleotides long. Its product is annotated as aluminum-activated malate transporter 4. Gene Ontology annotation, biological process: malate transport. Lineage: Eukaryota; Viridiplantae; Streptophyta; Magnoliopsida; Fagales; Betulaceae. The record is from RefSeq and is a predicted model, not a curated record.
AUUCAAUAAAUAAGUUGAUAGACAGUGUCUGUUGCUUACUAACCAUCACAUAAAUAAAAAAUGUCUCUAUUCCAUUGUCUCAUAUUCUAAAGAAAUGGCAGCGAAAAUCGGGUCGUUUCGGCACAGUUUCGCCGAGAGGAGCAAGGAGAGACUGCUCUUUCGGAAGGGCUACUCCGAGUUGGGCCUGAACAGCUCGGACAGCGGAGACGAUGGAGUCAAAUGCCGGUGCUUCCGUAUACUCUCCGACGGAAUCGCCAACUUCUUGUUCGGCCUGCGAGAUACUUCGGCCAAGCUGUACGAGAUGGGCCGGUCCGAUCCUCGCAAGGUCUUUUUCGCCGCGAAGAUGGGGCUCGCCUUGGCCCUCGUGUCCCUCGUCAUCUUCUUUAAAGAGUCGCUCCAGGAGGUCAGCCAGUACUCCAUCUGGGCAAUUCUCACCGUCAUCGUGGUCUUCGAGUUCAGCGUAGGUGCAACACUUAACAAAGGGUUCAACCGUGCUUUGGGGACAUUUUCCGCCGGAGGGCUAGCUCUGGGCAUUUCAGAACUUUCUGCGAGGGCUGGGGAUUUCGAGGAAGUCAUUCUAGUAAUUAGUGUUUUCAUUGCAGGAUUUUCUGCAAGUUUUGCCAAACUGUAUCCAACAAUGAAGUCCUAUGAAUAUGGGUUCCGGGUCUUCUUGCUGACAUACUGUAUUGUAAUAGUCUCUGGGGAGGGUUCGUUUUUCGAAACAGCUUUAUAUCGGUUGAUACUUAUUGGGAUCGGUGCCGGUAUAGGCUUGGUUAUAAACAUAUGUCUAUACCCCAUUUGGUCAGGGGAGGAUCUGCACAAAUUGGUGGUGAAAAAUUUCAAGAGUGUUGCUUCUUCUUUGGAAGGCUGUGUUAGUGGAUACUUGCACUGCAUUGAAUAUGAGAGGAUCCCCUCUAAAAUUCUUACAUACGAAGCUUAUGAUGACCCAAUGUAUAGUGGUUAUAGAUCGGCUGUACAAUCUUCAAGCCAAGAGGAAUCUCUGUUAGACUUUGCAAUAUGGGAACCGCCUCAUGGCCCUUAUAGAACUUUUAAUUAUCCUUGGAGAAGCUACGUCAAAGUAAGUGGUGCACUGAGGCAUUGUGCUUUCAUGGUAAUGGCAAUGCAUGGAUGCAUACUUUCAGAAAUACAGGCACCGCCAGAAAAGAGACUCGUUUUCAGUAGUGAGCUUCAGAGGGUUGGUACUGAAGGAGCGAAAGUGUUACGUGAGCUUGGAAGCAAAGUAGAAAAGAUGGAGAAACUAAGCCUCAAAGACAUACUGUUUGAAGUGCAUGAAGCAGCAGAAGAGUUGCAAUCUAAGAUUGACCAAAAAUCAUACCUUCUGGUCAAUUCAGAGAGCUGGGAAGGGGUAAGGCAGGCUAAGGAAUUUGACGAUCCUGUGAACUUCAUCGAUGUCAAAGACAAUGAAAAUAAAGGAUUGGUGAUCAAUUCCCUCAGUGAAACGUUGGAUGUUCAGAAUCCAAACAUGAGUGUAGAACCCUCCAUUCCGCAUUGGGUAUCCUCAGAAAGUGUGCUUAAGAAACCAAUGUCAUGGCCACGUCUUCAAUCAUUUGCUGGGGAUGCCAUCCUUGCCGAAGAAUCAAAAGUAUAUGAAAGUGCCAGUUCCUUGUCCUUAGCAACUUUUUCAUCACUUCUGAUUGAGUUUGUUGCCAGGCUUCACAAUCUUGUUGAUGAGUUUCAAGAGCUAAGUGAGAAAGCAAAUUUUAAGGAACCCAUGGAUCUGCCAGAGGCCGAAGAGAAGAUUGGGUUUUGGACCAGACUGUUUUGGUGCUUCCAUUGACUUCCUUGUUCAGUUACUUCAUCUUCAUACUUUUUAUGCAAUUUUUGGGAAUUCAUCAUU